AUGGCAGAGCAGGGCAUUAAGUUUGUUUUUGCGCCCCCUUAUUCCCCUCACUUUAAUGGCAUGGCUGAAGCUGCCGUAAAGUCCACCAAGAACCAUCUAAGAAAGUUGCUAAGUCUCACUAACUUCACUUACGAAGAGCUGGCAACCUCCAUUGAGAUGGACAUUACAAACAAUACUGCUCUGAUUGAAGCCUUGUUACUAGAAGAGCUUCCGGACUGCGACGAAGAUUCUGAUGCAGGUGUAUCCGAAGAUGAAGUGGCAGAUCUUCAACUACCCUCACCAAGAGGCUUCGAUGAGAUUGUGUCCUACCCAACACUAGAUGUAUUGGAGUGCCCAAUAAAUCAGGUAUCCACAUCUCCAAUACCUGGAUCUAGUGUUCAGACUGAUCUACCGGUUGCAAAUACGUCUUCACACAGACCUAACCAGCGAUUGCCAGAACCAAAUCGUAAAUGGAAAAAGAGGGACCUAGAUACAAUUUUACCGGAAUAUCAUGCAGAUACUGGAGUAGUAGAAAACUGUUUUGCUCACUGCACCACACCAACUGAUAUAUUUUUAGUAUUGAUUGGAGGUAUUAUAGACAAUAUUGUAUAUCAAAGUAACCAUUAUGCUACUCAGAAAGGCAAGGUAUUGAAUCUGAAAAAGGAGGAACUCCUGACAUUCAUAGGUAUGAAUUUUUUUAUGGGUUACAACACUCGUCCGGCAUGGAGAGACCAUUACUCUUCGGCACCUGAUCUCAACAAUGCACUUAUUUGCAACACAAUGCCAAGAGACAGAUUUGCUUUUAUUUUAUCUCAUCUGCAUUGCAAUGAUAACUCUCAAAUGCCAAGAGACUGCAAAGAUAAGUUAUAUAAAAUCAGACCGAUGGUUGAUGCACUCAAUAAAACAUUUCAAGAGGUGUAUCAUGGUACUCGCGAGCUGAGUGUAGAUGAGUCAAUGGUUAAAUUUAAAGGUAGGUCUGUUUUGAAACAAUACCUACCUAUGAAGCCCAUAAAAAGGGGGUACAAGUUAUGGUGUCUUGCUGACCAGAGGGGUUAUAUAAAGAAGUUUCAAAUUUAUCAAGGAAAAGACGAAGAAAUGAACUCAAAAUUUAUCGGCUAUGGCUUGGGAGAGAAAGUAGUUUUAGAAUUGACGGAACAAAAUUGGGGUGAAGGGAAGGUAGUUUACUUUGAUAAUUUUUUCUCGUCUGUUGCUUUGCUUGAGAAAUUGAAAACAGAAAACACCUACGCAUGUGGAACUAUCCGAAGUAAUAGAAAAGGGCUGCCCGGAAAUAUGCUCGCUGAUUCUCAAAUGAAAAGGGGCGACAGUGAUCAUCGAUUUUCAAAUUUGGACAUUGGAUAUUGGAAAUGGAAGGAUAACAAAGUGGUUCAUUUAGUAUCUAACUUUCACGGGAACAAUGAGGCAACAGUGUCACGUAAAGAAAAAAAUGGAUCGAGAUCUACCAUUACAUGCCCGGUAGCUGUCAAAGAUUACAAUACUUAUAUGGGCGGCGUAGAUACAGCUGAUCGUUUGAGAGCUCUUUACUGUAUAGAUCGCAAAUCUCCAAAAUGGUGGCACAGAUUGUUUUGGGGUCUUCUAGACAUCGCAUUUGUCAAUUCGUAUGUUAUCCAUGGACUUAUAAUGGAACAAAUUCCCCUAAAAGAGUUUCGACGUUCUGUUACUCAAGGUCUGAUGACAAUGAAAGAUACUAAUCAGAAAAGAAAGACUUCUACUGAUAGUAUAACGAAAGGCGGCUCUUCCAAAAGGCGCAAGUCUGACUAUUCCACUAUAAAAGAUGUACGCUUGGGUAACAAAGGUAUCCACUGGCCUAAGUUUGUAGAAAACAGGGAAGGUGCGAGGUUUGUAGUAUGAAGAAGAUUCAAUCGAAACCUCAUAGCAAAUGUUCACAUUGUAACGUGUUUUUGUGUGUAAAUGAAAAGAAAAAUUGUUUUGUUGAAUAUCACGAGGUUAAUAUGUAGUUAAAAGUCUAUUAAUUUAAUUAUUACUAAGUAAACAUUGGAUCUCAUUACUGUUAUUGUUUCUAUCAAAGUUCCUAACAUUGUGAUAACACGAAGUUCCUGACGGUACUUUAAAGUCCAGGUCAUGGAAAUAGUACUUCUAGGUAUAAUAAAAAUCUAAAAAAAAUCUGUGCGUUUCCUUUUAUCUACCUUAUUAUAAUAAUAAAGUUCAAAAGCAGAAAUUCUUUAAAAACCGUUACCCCGGCAGGAAAGGGUUAACAAUAAAGCACACAUUAGCUUUUACCAUGGUUGAUGCAAAGGUUUGCAAUGCUGCGACACACAUAUAUGUGGACAGACAUCAAAGGACUUCAAUAACUUAAUUAAAAAAACAUAGAGAAUCCCGAUACUCUUAAAUUUGGGUUGUCGACAUUACAUGCCAGAAUUCGAUUUUUUGAAUCACUCCUUCAUUUAUCUUAUAAAAUACCUAUUAGAAAAUGGCAGGCAAGGACUCAAGAACAUAAAAAUAUAGUGGCAGAUAGGAAAAAGAAAAUUCAAGAGGCUUUUAAAGAGGAAAUGGGGUUACUAGUGGAUAUUCCGAAGGCAGGGUUUGGGAACACCAAUGAUGGGAACACAUCAAGGAGAUUUUUUCAAAUCCCGAAAUCUCUUCCCGAAUUACAGGGAUUGAUAUUAAUUUAAUAAAAAAAUGCAGUGUCUUAUUAGAAACAUUGUCAAGUGGAUUGAAAAUUGAUACG
This is a messenger RNA of Spodoptera frugiperda (fall armyworm), 2686 nucleotides long. Its product is annotated as piggyBac transposable element-derived protein 3-like. The transcript has 3 exons. Gene Ontology annotation, molecular function: nucleic acid binding. The record is from RefSeq and is a predicted model, not a curated record. The coding region runs from base 1 to 1848 and encodes 615 amino acids. Lineage: Eukaryota; Metazoa; Arthropoda; Insecta; Lepidoptera; Noctuidae.